Molecule: messenger RNA, 2295 nt
Organism: Symbiodinium necroappetens
Lineage: Eukaryota; Dinophyceae; Suessiales; Symbiodiniaceae
Source: the annotation of a GenBank genome assembly
AUGACCUCCACCACCAGGUCAAUGCAGCUUCAUCCUCUGGCCGCGUCUGUCACUGCACAGGCGAUCGCAGAGUCAAGCGACAAAGACGAAGAGGACGAGGAGGAGAAUCCGGAAGAGGAACUUGCGACCUCCUCCGAUGUCGAGGCCUUCCGCAGCGGACAGAUGUUGUGUUUUGUGCGGCGGCUUUGUGGCCUGCCACUGGUGGAUCUCAAUCUGCAUUUCGAGGCUGCGUGCCGAAUCUUCUGCGAGGUUCUGCAGCCGCUGCAGCCACCGGCUGGUGUUCGGGCAGCCAGACUCGGCGAUGGCCACGGGCCCGACUUGUCGCAUGCGACAACAAAGUUUCUGGAGCUCCAGCUCGGCCAGGUUUCAGUGGUGCACAGCGAGGGAUCCCUCGUGGAUGCGGUGGAAGAAGGCUUUGCAGCGAUGCACGCGAGGAUUGGUCCGCCUCGUGUCGUCGUCCCGUGUGAGAAGCGAGAAGUAAUGUGGAGGCACCGACCACAACAAGAGCUGAAGAAACGCCAGGCCAGUUUCAAACGCCAGAAAGAAAAGCUUCUGCUUGAGCAGCAACAGUUCAUCAAAGAUCUUGAGGAUCGACGGAAACCGCCAGAGGAAGCAGCUGCGUUUCCAUCAACAAACCGCAGGAUGAACACUUUCGACUGCGGGCCCGACCAGGACGGACUUCCCAUGUGCUACAGGCUGGUUUCGGACAUCUUCCGCGACUUGCAGCCGCUGCUGCAUAUGACGAAGACGGAAGAACAUUUCGGACCAAGUCGCACAAACUUGUCCCCGCGGGCAGAUACCACCAGGCCGAGCGAAGAAGGAACACAUGCAACUGCUGGUUGUCAUGGCGAUACGAACGGAGCUUUUGCAAUCCGGCGCAAGCUUCUGAGCCCCAGCCUCCGAGGCUCAUUCAGCUGGCACGAUACAUGUGUUCUUUGGACCGGCAGCAGUGUGGUUGGGUCUGGAAUGGAAGGCUGUGUUGGCAAUCAUGUGGACGCGAUUUGCUAUCCUCCCUGCGGCUUCGGUCCGAGAGUGAGGCCAGGACAUGCCGAAAGGGCAGCGUGGGCUGUGUUAGAUGUCAUGUCAUAUUAUGUGAUGUGCGCCUGCAAGGCGAAAAUCGACUUUGUGGAGGGAAAGCCUGUAGCCGUUGAAAGACAAGCCCAGGUGCCAGUAAAAGGCUUUGCCGUGGACUGCGCAGCUCACGGUGAGCCAUUCUGCAUCAUCUUCUGGCCCGACAUCACUCCUCCUUCCGAGUAUGAAAGUAUCGGCUUGGAAGUGAAGGUGUCUGGACUCACAGGACCAGCAGGCCCGGACUCAGAGCUGAGCUUCUUUUACCAGGUGGCACCCUUCAGGCAGGAGGACAUGUGCAAGAAGAUGGUGCUGGAGGCGCGGCGCCUCAACGAGAUGAUCUCGAACCAACGCCUCUGGGCCGGCAGUUCCCUGCCGGUGGACAAGCCGAGGCGGCUUCGACGAGCGAGUGAUUUCCUGCAGCAGCACAAGAGUGCUCUUCAGCCGAUGUCCCAUCCAAGCAUGGACAUCACUGUCGACGGAGUCGAUUUGGCAGUCACGAUUCGGGCGCCGGUUCAAGCUAUCAAUGCCGAGCUGCAUGUGGUUCGCUUUGGAGGCGAUGAGGACAUCGUUCCAAGGGCUGCGCAGGCUCAGCGGCUGCCGAACUGGAACUUUCUCAUUCGCGUCAAGAUACCGCUUCCGCGCGCCCGGUACCAGCUGCGCAUCCAACCAGACUCGGCGGAGGACGGCCCGGGUCUGUGCUAUUCCAUCAACUUCAACGAAGCCACAAGAGUUCCAGCACUGCUCACAUCAUUGGAUGAGCCACUCGCAAUGAAGUUCGGAUAUGCUCCAAUGACCUCAGCUGGGCAGGUUCACGGAGUUGUUCUGUUGAGCCCACUGAUGUUUAGAAUACCUGCCGGGACAGCAUAUUUUCUCAUCUGGGUCAACAAGGCCGUCGCCUUGGAAGCACAGGAGCCCGAGAAGUCCACGGGCCUCACCAGUCUCUUCGCCUCGCGUUUGGGAGCUUCGCCUCCUGAAAGCGUUCAACUUCCAGCCAUGGCGACGUCGAAGGGCCUAGGGAAGUCGACUAAAGAUCGCAGGUCUGCUUUGCAAAUGCUUCAAGCUCAACUCAGUGGUCAAUUUGGCCCUUACGUCCAGGACUCAUCGGGAGAUGUCCAUUUAGAUCUUUCCUUCAAGGAUGGCAAGUGCAGCAUCCUCGUAUUCUGUUGUUUGCGAGUAGUCUAUGCGUCUUCCGGCAUCGGCGCUCUUCCAGCUGUGACCAAGUGA